UCUCCGAUACUAACUCGCACGCGAUUCGAUUUAGGUUUCCAGAGUAAACUCGUGUGUGGAAAAAGUUAGGGUAAAGCCCCGCUCGUCGCCGUCUCUCUUCCCCCAAUGGCACAGUGGAUCUCCUCGACGCCGUGCAACGCGUCCAGCUGCGAGGCGACAGAGGAGGCGCCGCUGCUGGACGUCGAGAAGGGCGUACCCGAAGAACGCGCCACGGCGUCGCCGGCGGAUGAUGGGGGCGUGGAAACGUCCGGCUGCCGGCGCUUUUUCCAGGGGUUCUUGGCCGUUGUGUGGCUGUGCAUGGUGAAUCAGAUGAGGAUAGCCUAUAACGCCUACGGUGACGCCGAAACGAGACCGCUCAUGGUGUUUCUGCUGGUAGUGAUGGCCUUGAGUGUCGGCAACGUGUUUCACAUGUUCAGCACACAGCCUGCGUAUCCUCCGGCAUAAUCUACCUCCGUGUUUCACUGAUUUAUUUGGUAGCUAGCUCGCUUUUACCACAAGUGUAGCGAUCAAUUUAGCCGCUAGAAAGAAAGAUAUAUGGCAUUACCCAGAUUUGUGGCAUGAAAAUAUGGCAGUGUGUACAAGUGUAU
Triticum aestivum (bread wheat) is the source of this 587-nucleotide messenger RNA. RefSeq lists its product as uncharacterized. The transcript is spliced from 2 exons. The record is from RefSeq and is a predicted model, not a curated record. NCBI's taxonomy places the organism in Eukaryota, Viridiplantae, Streptophyta, Magnoliopsida, Poales, Poaceae. The coding region runs from base 106 to 444 and encodes 112 amino acids.